This is a messenger RNA of Myotis myotis, 4328 nucleotides long. RefSeq names its product signal transducer and activator of transcription 2 (gene STAT2). Gene Ontology annotation, biological process: regulation of cell population proliferation; type I interferon-mediated signaling pathway; response to peptide hormone. Gene Ontology annotation, molecular function: DNA-binding transcription factor activity, RNA polymerase II-specific; RNA polymerase II cis-regulatory region sequence-specific DNA binding. Bases 146 to 2851 code for a protein of 901 amino acids. The transcript is spliced from 24 exons. Lineage: Eukaryota; Metazoa; Chordata; Mammalia; Chiroptera; Vespertilionidae. The record is from RefSeq and is a predicted model, not a curated record.
GAGCUGCGGCGGAGCCAAUGAACUCACAGCCUGGGGUCUGAGGGGCGGGAGGCGCUGGUGCGGAGCUCCCGGUGGGGAAAGGAAGCCUUGACCAGAGCCACUGGCGGGAGCGGGGACUGAGACCCCCACCAGACUCAGAUCCCAAAUGGCGCAGUGGGAGAUGCUGCAGAAUCUCGACAGCCGAUUUCAGGAUCAGCUGCACCAGCUCUACACAAAUAGCCUCCUGCCGGUGGACAUUCGACAGUACUUGGCUGUUUGGAUUGAAGACCAGAACUGGCAGGAAGCUGCGCUGGGCAAUGAUAAUUCCCAGGCUAAUAUGCUGUGCUUCCACUUCUUGGAUCAACUAAACUAUGAGUGUGCCCGCUGCAGCCAGGACCCCGAGUGCUUGUUGUUACAGCAUAACUUGCGAAAAUUCUAUCGGGACAUUCAGGCCUUACCCCGGGGCCCUAUCCAAUUGGCUGAGAUGAUCUUUAAUCUCCUUCUGGAAGAAAAGAGAAUUCUGAUGCAGGCUCAGAGGGCUCAAGUGGAGCAAGAAGAGCCAGCCCUCGAAACACCUGUGCAGAGCCAGCAGCAUGAGAUUGAAUCCCGGAUCCUGGAAUUGAAGGCCAUGAUGGAGAAGCUGGUGAAGGCCAUCAGCCAGCUGAAAGACCUGCAGGAUGUCUUCCUCUUCCGAUUCAAGGCUCAGGGCCCAGUGAGGACAUCUUCUUUGGACCCCCAUCAGACCAGACAGCAGCAGGUUCUGCAGGCAACUCUCAAUGAACUGGACAGAAAGAGAAAGGAGGUGCUGGAUGCCUCCAGAGGACUGCUAGGCCGAUUAACUACCCUAAUUGAGCUACUGCUACCCAAUUUGGAGCAAUGGAAAGUGCAGCAGCAGAAAACCUGCAUUGGAGCCCCCCCAGACGGAGGGUUGGAACUUCUCCAGCUAGAGCAGUGGUUCACAGAUGGAGCAAAACUAAUGUUUCAUCUGCGACAGCUGCUGAAGGAACUGAAGGACUUGAGUCAACUGGUUAGCUAUGAGAAUGACCCUCUGAUCUCAGGGGUGGGCCUGCAGGAGGCCCAGGUCACAGAAUUGCUACAACAUCUGCUCCACAGAGCCUUUGUGGUAGAAACUCAGCCUUGCAUGCCUCAGACUCCCCAUCGACCCCUCAUCCUCAGGACUGGGAGCAAGUUCACUGUCCGAACAAGGCUGCUGGUGAGGCUCCAGGAAGGCAGCGAGUCACUGACUGCAGAAGUCUUUAUUGACAAGGAUCCUCCUCAAUCACAAGGCUUCCGGAAGUUCAACAUUCUGACCUCAACCCAGAAAACUUUGACCCCCGAGAAAGGGCAGAGUCAGGGCUUAAUCUGGGACUUCGGCUAUCUGACUCUGUUGGAGCAACGCUCGGGUGGUUCAGGAAAGGGCAGCAAUAAGGGUCUGCUGGGUGUGACCGAGGAACUGCACGUCAUCAGCUUCACGGUCAGAUACACCUACCAGGGACUGAAGCAGGAACUGAAAGCAGACACCCUCCCUGUGGUGAUUAUUUCUAACAUGAAUCAACUCUCCAUCGCCUGGGCCUCGAUUCUCUGGUUCAGUCUGCUCAGCUCAAACCCUCAGAAUCAGCAGUUCUUCUCCAGCCCCCCAAAGGCCCCCUGGACCUUACUGGGCCCGGCCCUCAGUUGGCAGUUCUCCUCCUACGUUGGCCGAGGCCUCGACCAGGACCAGCUGAGCAUGCUGAAGGACAAGCUGUUUGGACAGAACUCGGGGAAUGAGGGUGCGCUGUUGUCCUGGGCCGACUUCACUAAGCGAGAGAGCCCGCCUGGGAAGCUACCAUUCUGGACAUGGUUAGACAAAAUUCUGGACCUGGUACAUGAGCACCUGAAGGAUCUCUGGAAUGACGGGUGGAUGUUGUCCGCGCGAAGUGACGUGGCCGCAGGGGAACAGUCUGUAGUGGCAGCGCCAGGGCAGAAAGCUGGCGCCCUCCCCCUCCCCACGGAAGCGGCGGCAGGAGCGCCGCUCAGCUGCUUUCUCUGCUCCAGGCGCAUCAUGGGGUUUGUGAGCCGGAGCCAGGAGCGCAGGCUGCUGAAGAAGACCGUCUCUGGUACCUUCCUACUGCGCUUCAGCGAGACCUCCGAAGGCGGCAUUACCUGCUCCUGGGUGGAACACCAGGAUGAUGAUAAGGUGCUCAUCCACUCUGUGAAGCCCUUCACCAAGGAGGUGCUGCAGUCGCUCCCGCUGACCAAAAUCAUCCGCCACUACCAGCUGCUCACCGAGGAGAACAUACCCGAGAACCCCCUGCGCUUCCUCUACCCCCGCACCCCCCGGGAUGAAGCUUUCGGGUGCUACUACGAGGACAAAGUUAACCUCGAGGAGCAAAGGAAGUACCUGACACGGAAGCUCAUCGUGGUCUCCAACAGACAGGUGGAUGAGCUGCAACAACCGCUGGAGCUUAAUCUGGAGCCAGAAGUAGAGCCAUUAGACCUGCCCCCGGGCGUAGCACCAGGGCAAGAGCUAGGACUAGACCCGGAGUUGGAGCCACUGCUAAAGGCAGGGCUGGAUCUGGGGCCUGCGCUGGAGCCACUGGAGCCCGAGCUGGAGCUGGAGCCCACACUGGACCUGGGAUCAGAACUGAAGCUGGAGCCUCUUCUAGAGCCUGUUUCACAGCCCGUGCCAGAGCCAGAGCCAGAGCCAGAUUUGCCCCAUGAUCUGAGACACCUGAACAUUGAGGAGAUGGAAAUCUUCAGAAACAACAUGAAGAUUGAAGAAAUCAUGCCAAACGGAGACCCACUGUUAGCUGGCCAGAACACCGUGGAUGAGGCGUACAACUUCCCCCAGAGCCAUUUCUUCACGGAUGGGCCCUUGACUCCUGACUACUAGGACUAUGUUUCCUCUGCUCUUUCCAUAUCUUUUACCCCAUAUCAUCCCCGCAUCCUGGUGUUGCUCUCCCAGGAUGGGAAAUCAGGCAUGUGCCUCUUCUAAGCUGGGUUAACGGCCUGAUUUGAAGUGAGAGGGACAUGUGAGCCAGAACAGAUGUUGGCCAUGGCUCUAACUAGGAUCCUGGAGGCUGCCUGCUGUGCUUGGAGGGGUAGCGGUUUUAGGAACAGGCCAGGACAGUUAGGAGGAACUUGGAGGGCUCAGAGAAGUUGCUCCUUUCCAGUAUGGAAGAAUUUCAACUUUUUAAUAGCGGGUAAGGCUAACCUGGCGCCCACCAGCGUUGGCCCUCAGUGGGGAACUGACACAUGGCAGGACUCCAUUUCUCCCUCAUGCCCAGGAUGACCUUCUCCUUUCUUCCUCCCCUCACUCUUGUCGUAAAUUUCCUCUUUUCCUACAGGGACUGAGAGCUUUCUGCCUCAGCCACACUGGGAAGCUCCCCUCUGAAGAGGAAGUAGGAGGUAGACCUCCUCUUCUUACUGAUCUCCCUCCGACCCCUCCUUACCCCCGCUCCCACCCCACACACACACACACACACACCAGAGCCAGGGCUGGGCCUGGAGUUAGAGCCACUGCUAAAGGCAGGGCAGGACCUGGAGCCUGUAGCAGUGGCUACAUCCAUUCCUCCCCUGGAAACCGAUCCUACCAGCCUAAUGUGCCUGUGAAGCUUUGCACAAUAACUAAUGCUGCCUAGUCUCCACUUUCCCAAUGCUUAGGAGACCAGGGAUGUUCGCUAGCUGGGAACUCAGGAACUGCUUUUUAUAGUAUAGAUUGGUACAUUUACAGAGAAAGAGAAGCCCUGGGCCUUAGAUAUUUCUCUUAAGACGUCAUCCCUUUCUUUUGUGCAAUAUAUUGUUUACCUGAAAAGACUGUUUCUAUUCCUUGGGCAUGGACCUGGGCAGAGAUCACGUUCCUGGAACUUAGGACCUUGAAGGUUUUUCAUGAGCUCUGGACAACCUCCCACCUUAGCCAUUCCCAGGAAACCCCGGGACAACUGCCAUUGCUCUAAGAUGUGCUUCUAGUAAACCUGAGAUGCAAAUGAAAGUGAGGCCUUCUACAUGCGGCUAUUUCCUGCCUGGUAUGUGAGAGCAGCGGCUUUCAACCUUUUUCAUCUCAUAGCACAUAGAAACUAAUUACUAAAAUUUUGCAGCACACCAAAAAACAAAUGUUCUGGCCGAUCUGACAGAAAAAUAGGUGUAAUUUUGAUUCAUUCAUACAGGAUGGCUAUUGUGUUGGUUGUUGUUAUUUUUUUAUUUGACAGUCUAAGGGAAAAGAGGUCAGUGCUCCUGAAUAAAGUUAGGUGUUGUAUGUUUAAAAAAUUUGGGGGACACUGGUUGAAAAUCAUGUGUUAGAGGAACAGUACUAUUGAGAAAGAGUCCCAUCUGAGCGGAAGUGGCUAAUAAACUCUGUGCUGACCUAGAAA